CGCCGCUUCCGGGAGAUGGGCGGGCGCCGCGCGGGGAUUGGCUGGGGCUGGCGCGGGCGCGCGAUUGGCUGGUUCGAAGGCGACGGCGGCGGCAGCAGGAUGGUGGCGGCGGCGGAGGUGUCGCGCGCGCUGGAGGGGUGGCGGUUGCGUGACGUCAGCACAGCCUGGGUGAACACAGUCUGGGAUCUAGAUUUCACAGAGACUGAACCUCUGGAUUCCAGGAUAGAAGAGGGGAUCACAGAGGAGGGACUUGAUGCUUUCACCUGGCUAUACCAGUCUCUCUCACCUUUUGCUGCUGAGGCCCGUGAGAAUACAGAAAGUAUCUGGACCUUGUUUGCUGAAAACAACCUUUCUCAUAAUGCUCUUGUGGCCGUGCUGCACCACUUUGUCCAUGUGGGCCAGGAUAAAAGAGCUAAUGCACAGCAGCGGGUUUAUGCUCUUCAGGCUGCUGGGUUGUACUUCUUACUGCUUGAAAUUCCAGGCAGUGUAGCUAACCAGAUGUUCCAUCAAGUGAUGUUUGAUAAAUGUCUUCAAACGCUAAUAAAAAGCUGGCCUCAAGAACCAAAUCUGAUGAGGAAAAGGAAAAAGGCUGAUGCUCAAAGCUCUCAGGCCAAUGCAAGAAGAAAUAGAAAGAAAGGAAAACCAAGUGGAAAGGAGAACUCCAAUAUGGAAGGGAUUUUUGGAGAGGAGGAAGAAGAGGAGGAGGAGGAUCAUGAAGAGGUUUACUUUUCAACUCAAGAUCGUCUUCAAGUUCGCAAGUCAGUCUUCCUUCUGCUGAAAAACUUUUUAAGACUUCUACCUAAGUUCUCCCUGAAAGAAAAACCUCAGUGUGUGCAGAACUGCCUGCAGAUCUUUGUGGAAAUGACAAGCUUUGAGCCAGCGGUACAUGAGUUCGAGUUUCCAGCAACAAUGAGUGUUAAUCAAGCAAAGUACAUCCCCGAGCUGGCCUACUAUGGACUGCGAUUACUGUGUUCUCCUCUACAUGGUACAGAAGAUAAGAUUCUCCGUCGUGUCUUCCAACGAAUCCUCAAUGUCAUUCUUAUGCUGGAAGGUGGACGCGGUUCCAGACGCACAGUCCUUGCAAUCACAUCACCCGUGAUCAGCGCCAGGAAUCAGGCUAUAAAAUUCAUCAGUUCUGUGGUAGAGGAGCUGAAAGAAGUUGCUUUUCCUGUACUUCGAAUAUUACUGCAACACAUUUGUACCAAGGUCCCAGAUAAGGCUGAUUAUCGCACAUAUGCUGCACAGGCCUUGGUGAAUUUGCUGAAUAAACUCCCUUGUAUAGAGUUUGCUGACUUCAUUGCCUGGCUUUAUAAAUACUCACACAAUGCCAAAAUUUCCUACAGAGUGUUUGCCCUUGAUGUAGCUUUAGCUUUGUUGGAUGUGCCGGAGAGGAAAUUGGAUAGCUCCUUGUCCCUGGACCAUGAGAAGUUUCUAAAGCAUAAGUUUUUAGUACAGGUCAUGGUGUUUGGCCGGUGUUCCGACAAAGCACCCGCGGUUCGUAGCAAAGCUUUAAGCAGUUUUGCACACUGUCUGGAAAUGAAAGCUUCUACUACCUUGGAAAGUAUACAGGACUUACUACAAAGCUCCUCUGACCAUGCAGUCUUGGAAGCAAACACAAACACUGCGAGUAUGAUGGUCGACGCAGAAGGUCUGUCCAACCAUCCACUGAAGACCCUACCAACUUUCAAAACUAUUGAGUUGACAGACAGCAGUGAUAGUGCUGUGCUUGAUGGAAAAGAGAUCAUGGCCAUGCUGAGACUGAGAGCAGGGGAUGAGAAGACCAAUGUGAGGAAAUCUGCUCUCCAGGUUUUUAUGAGCAUCCUGAAACACAAUGUGAUUCCUUGUACUCCAGAAGACUUGUCUACCCUUCAAGAUCGUUGCCGGGACCCUGCUAUUACUGUACGGAAACAGGCCUUGCAGUCUGUGACGGAGCUGCUUGUGUCUCAGCACGAUAAUGUUCUGGUACGGAAGGCCUGGUUAAGUGGAGUGGUGCCUGUUGUGAUGGACACGGAAAGUUCUGUCCAAGAAAAGGCCUUGGAUUGUCUUGAUCAGCUCUUGUUGCAACAUAUAAAGCAUUAUAAUAAAUUCAGUAGUGAAGAUGAAAAGCAGAUUCUAGCGUGGGAGCUCCUUACCCUCUUGACUUCAGAAAGCCAGGAGCUGUGCCGUUAUUUGAACAAAGCUUUUCAGAUUUGGUCCAGGCAGAAUAAAUUCUCUUCCACCUUUAUCAAUAAUGUAAUGUCCCAUGUGGAAACAGAGCACGCUGUACCAGCUUGGAUGUUGCUUGCCAAGGUGGCAGGUUCUUCACCCAAACUGGAUUAUUCCAAGAUCAUUGAAGCCUGGGACAAUAUGAGCAGGCAGCAGAACACAAGCACUGAUACUACGGGACACAUCCUGUGUGUCAUCGGUCAUGUUGCAAAGCACCUCCCUAGGAGCACCCGUGAGAGGCUGAUCGAUAAUAUCAAGUGCUGGCUGAGGGAGUUGCAGUGUCCCCUGGAGGUGAUUAGCCCAGCUGUAGAAGCUCUGCAGAAGCUCUGCCAUGCGUAUGCAGAUGUCCCAGAGGAGGCACAGGAGCUGCUCAACCAGGUGUGUGGAGAUAUAGUAUCCACCUGUGAAAGCUAUAUUUCAAAUAUAGUCCUCAAAAAGGAUGGAGCAGAGCAGCUACAAGAAGAUCUCUUGGUGAAACAUCUCUUCAUUUUGGGUGAGGCUGCACAGUUGUGUCCGGCCAAAGUGGAGAAACGCAUCUUUCUUUUGAUUCAGUCCAUUCUGGCUUCUUCAAUCAACGUGGACCAAUUGUCCAGUUCUCUAGAUGGUGAGGAAAUUCCAGCUUCUCAGCCGUUGUCCCAGUUCAGAGGAUCAACCAUGCCUCCAGUGGUCAGAGCUCAUGCAUUCAUUACUCUGGGUAAAUUGUGUUUGCAGCAUGAGGAUCUGGCGAAGAAAUGCAUUGCAGCUCUAGCUCGAGAACUGGAGGUGUCAGAUGAUGUGGCCAUUCGCAAUAAUGUUAUCAUUGUUAUGUGCGAUCUAUGCGUCCGCUACACCACCAUGGUGGACAGAUACAUUCCUAACAUUUCCAUGUGUCUGAAGGACCCAAAUCCCUUCAUCCGUAAGCAGACGCUGAUCCUGCUUACCAACCUUCUGCAGGAGGAAUUUGUGAAAUGGAAAGACUGUCUGUUCUUCCGGUUUGUCAGUGUCUUGGUGGAUCCAAAUCCAGAUAUUGCCAGGUUUGGGGAAUUCUGCCUGGUGCAUCUCUUGCUGAAGAGGAAUCCAGUAAUGUUCUCCCAACACUUCAUUGAGUGCAUCUUCCAUUUCAAUAGCUAUGAGAAACAUGAGAAGUACAACAAGUUCCCCCAGAGUGAGCGGGCGAAGAAUCUCUUUUCUCUGAGGGGAAAAGAUAACAAAGAAAAAAGGAUGCAUAUCUACAAGUUCCUGCUAGACCACUUUACAGAUGAGCAGAGGUUCAGCAUUACAACAAAAAUUAGCCACAGUAUUCUAGCAUGCUUUGUGGAUAAGGUACUUCCACUGGACCUGGAAGCCAGUGAGUUGCUGUCGGAUACAUUUGCCAUCCUUAGUUGCAAAGAAAUCAAGUUAUCAACUAUGAGAUCGAAACCCGAAGAAGACAUGCAGCCUGAUGAAGAUGAAAUGGCAAUGGCCAAUGUGGUUAUGCAGGCAGCACAAAAAAAGCUCAUCUCACAGGUUCAAAAGAAAAACUUCAUAGAAAACAUCAUCCCAAUAAUCACUUCACUGAAGUCUUUGAUGGAGCAGAAGAGGAUCCCAGCUCUCAGGGACCUCAUGAACUAUCUGCGGGAAAUGAUGCAAGAUUACCGAAAUGAAAUCAAAGACUUCUUCGCUGUGGACAAGCAGCUGGCAGCUGAGCUGGAGUAUGACAUGAAGAAAUACGAAGAGCAGCUGGCAAGGGAGAAGGAAUCUGACCAAGACCAGGUCUCGGCAGCGCAGGCGGAGGUUGUUGGUGCCAUUUACUCCGUACAGCAACCCCCGUCUUUGGAGACAGCUGUACCUUCUAGUGGCUGGAAUAAUAACGCUCAGUCUCCCGUUACUGGGAGACAGUCCUCGCCGUCUGGAUCACAUCUCUCCUCUGUGUCUUCUGAGUUUACUACACCUCAAGCUGAUGUGCUGAAACUGCCAUUACUUAGUCGCAGGCCAGUGUCCUUGAGCACACUUGCCAUCCUGAAUUCAGCCAGGAAAGCGAUGGAGGCUAGAAGCAAGCAACGCAGUAAGAGUGUUGGAGAAAAUUUAUCGACUGUAUCUUUUCCGUCAAGCACAACUGGCAGCAAGCAAGGAUCCUUUCAAAGCCUGAAUCAACAGUCUACAGGAGCGAACAUUUCUGUGGUGGGCCGUGCAAUCAGCACACCAGAACAGACCAUUAACGACUUGACUUUCGGUGCGGGGGUCAGUUACAUCAGCUUGACGCACACACCCGGUUCGGCUACAGAGAGGAAGGAGGCUGAGGACCAGCCAAGAGAUGUUAUCUGUUUGACAUCACCGGAGAAACCACCAUCCCUGCCCCGGGAGUGGAAAGUAGAAUCUCCAGCAAUGAAAAAAAGCAAGCAACAUGUCCCGCUGAGACGGUCCCAGCGGAGAACUCCUCUGAAACCAGACAACCAGUCCUUUCAAUGAACCCUUGUACAGAAUCCUCAUCAUGUUGUCUGAAAUCUAUCCCUUUUCUCUGUGAUUUAUAAAUCACUGUGGACACAUGUCUUUCCUUCCUUCCAUAUCUAUUUUUAUUCGUUUUUUACAUGAAAUUCUGGAGUAUGGACUUGCAAAGCUUGCAUUAACGCACGUAUAUGUAAUAAGCUGCUGCUCGCUGGAGUGCUAAAAAGCUCCAGUACAAAAAGGCGGCUUUCUGUUCCCUCACAGGAUGUAUAAUUUGUCCAUUUGGAAAAGUAAGAGCAUAGUGCUGCCAUGAGCUUAGCAAUGAAUGUGUUUAUCACAGCUUGCAGGGAAGUGAGUGGCUCAGCUUAUUCACUUGAUGCCACGUUGUCCCUAUUGAUGAUACACUAUAGUUGCUUUAAUUUUAACAAAGGUAGAACAGCUUGUCACUGCCACACCCCUAAAUCUGGUAAUUGCACUCUACCGCAGGUCUUAUUUGUUGUGCAAACUCCUCUGUGUAUGAACAACGUCAGUGUUUGCUUUUAAAUGGAAUAUUUCCAUUUGUGAACUAUGUUAUUUCCAAAUAUUAAAAUUUUAUGAAAAUAAAUGGUUAGAGAAUUAAUUCCA
Molecule: messenger RNA, 5232 nt
Organism: Dromaius novaehollandiae (emu)
Lineage: Eukaryota; Metazoa; Chordata; Aves; Casuariiformes; Dromaiidae
Gene: NCAPD3
Product: non-SMC condensin II complex subunit D3
Exons: 35
Coding region: 16-4632 (1538 amino acids)
Biological process (GO): mitotic chromosome condensation; meiotic chromosome condensation
Cellular component (GO): condensin complex; condensed chromosome, centromeric region
Molecular function (GO): histone binding
Source: RefSeq, a predicted model, not a curated record